Eupeodes corollae is the source of this 4227-nucleotide messenger RNA. RefSeq lists its product as uncharacterized. The record is from RefSeq and is a predicted model, not a curated record. The transcript has 3 exons. The coding region runs from base 1 to 4227 and encodes 1408 amino acids. Gene Ontology annotation, molecular function: DNA binding; nucleotide binding; DNA-directed DNA polymerase activity. Lineage: Eukaryota; Metazoa; Arthropoda; Insecta; Diptera; Syrphidae. Gene Ontology annotation, biological process: DNA replication.
AUGAAGAAGCUGACAUUAAAAAAAAAAUAUGCGAUUGUGGGUGCCAAGAAGUGCACCACGCGCUACGGACAGCAGCUGUGUCUGGAACUCAAUGACUGUUACGUCUUCUUACCAAAAAGGUGUGCAGAGUCCUUCGGUGAUGAGGAAAUACGGGAGCUGCCUAAACUUUGUUUGGAGGUCGUAGCUCCUCACGAAGCAACAUUCGAGAUAGACUUUCAUGAAAAAGAAAGUAGCACCAGCGAUGACAGCAAUAUCAACAACAACAACAGUAUCAAUGAAAGCAGUAGCAGCAGCAGUAACAACAACAACUAUAAUAACAACACCAACAAUCAUAAAAAAGACGAGGAGGAGCGAUUUGAAAUAAUAGACGAAAUGGUGACGAGGAUUAAAAGGUUUGGUUUGAACGGAAGAAAAAUCCAGUUCAAAAUAAAACCUGUUCCUGAAAAUAAGGAGCCUACUUCCUGGAUAAGGGAAGGUUUGAACGGCAUGUUCAAACAUGCUUUGAAAGAUCUGGAUCCCCUUGAUAAAGUGGGAAUAACUUUUAGCGGAAAGAGUUUUUCCACCGAACGGGGUAGCGGUUGGAUCAACUUUAAAGACUGUUCCGCCAUUAAAUUUAGCGACAUUUGGGAGAUGGUCAGUAGAAUCUUCCAAAGUAAUUCUACAGGUCUGAGCACUGAUGAUUUUAAUCUAAGCAUAACAUCUGUGAAGCUCCCUUCAGGUUCUGGAAGAAAAAGAUCUAACAUCCAUAACACCUUUGAAAAGGAAUGCUCCAAAAGAAAGGGUAUUGUAUCUGUACACAAUACGGAUAACUUGUGCUUGCCUCGAGCGCUAGUCGUUGGCAAAGUAUAUGCCAAUAAAGAAAGUGUGUUAAACAAAAACGCAAUAAGAAGAGAUAUUGGGAAAAUUCAGACAAAGAAUGCCUUAAAACUAAUUAAUGAGGCACACAUAAAUAUACCCCCUGAAGGGUGUGGCAUUCCAGAAUUAAAAAUAUUCCAACAACAUUUAAAGGAAUACAAAAUAACGGUGUAUAACCACGGAACAAAAGGGCGUGAUAUCAUAUUUGAAGGUGAUAAUGAUGAGAAAAAAAAAAUCAAUUUAAUCUACCAUAAUAAUCACUUCAAUUUAAUAACGUCCUUAACUGCUGCAUUUUGUUGCAGUUAUUAUUGCGAAGAUUGCCAUGAACCCUACAAUAUGAAGAGCAAACAUAGGUGUCAUAAAACAUGUCCACAAUGUCAAAACACACCUCCGUGCCCGAAAAUUGCAAAAGAAAUUAAUUGUGUAGAUUGUAAUCGAAAUUUUAGAGGGAAAAACUGUUUCGACAAACACAAGGCAGGCAACUCAAAAGGAAACAAUAUUUGUGAACAAGUCAAAAGAUGCAUACUAUGUUUAAAAACAUAUAGUGGCAAUCGAACUCAUAUCUGUGGCGAAUACUACUGUAAAUUAUGUAGGAAGCACGUGGAAGCAGAUCAUUUGUGCUAUAUACUUCCCGAUAGUAGAUUACCUAGUUGUAAAGACACUCUUUACAUUUUUUAUGAUUUAGAGAGUCGUCAAGAGAGAGUUAUCGGUGAAAAAAUCAUAUCUAUUGCAGAUGAUACUUAUAAUACUCAGGUGAAAAUACAUGAGCCUAAUUUGUGUGUUUUUAGGCAAAAGUGUUAUGAAUGUUUUGAUAUCCCGAAUUUGGCCUUUUGUAAUAAGUGCGGGCAUUCAUUGAACGUUGUUCAGGAAUCUGAAGAAGAAGAAGAAGGAAACAUUAUCCCAAAAUUCUUAAAACAUAUUCUGAAUGUUCGACAAAAAUUUAAAAACGUCAUUGUAUUAGCACAUAACGGACAAUCUUAUGACCAUCAAUUUAUAUUAAAUUAUAUACUGAAUGAAACAAAUUUAAGUCCGGAAUUAAUCAUGCGAGGCAGUAAAAUAAUAUUAAUGAUAAUAGGAAAUAUUAAGUUUAUAGAUUCCUUAAAUUAUUUCCCGAUGGCUCUCUCUAAGCUGCCGAAAACCUUCCAGCUAUCGUCGGAAUUGAAAAAAGGAUAUUUUCCUCAUUUGUUCAAUACAAGAGGAAAUAGAAACUAUGUCGGGAAGUUACCAGCCUUAGAAUUCUACAGUCCGAAUACUAUGAAAACAGAAGAACUUGAAGUAUUUCUAAAAUGGUACGGAGAACAUAAAAACGACAUUUUUGAACUCCAACGUGAACUUUUGGAGUAUUGCAUCAGUGAUGUCAAUAUCCUGACUGAGGCUUGUCUAAAGUUCAGACGUUUUUUUCUCAUUGAAAGUAAUAUUGAGCCAUUCUUAGAAGCUACGACUAUAGCUUCUUCAUGCAAUCUGGUGUACCGAAGAAAUUUUCUACAGUCGAACACUAUUGGGUUAAUACCCAAAAAUGGAUACAGGUGCGUCGAUAAUCAGUCAACGGAAGCAAUUAAGUGGUUGAUUUUGGAAGAGCAAAGUCGAAAAAUCAACAUAAAACAUGCUGCUAAAGGACGUGAAGCCAUAAUUAACGGAGUUAAAGUCGAUGGUUUCUGCGAAGAAAAUAAACAAGUUUUUGAGUUUCAUGGUUGCUACUAUCACGGUCAUCCUGCUUGUCUUAAACAUAAACGAGACGAACCUCUAUCUGAUAAAGAACAACACGAUACGUUGAAUUACAGAUACGAGAGAACGUUGGCCAAAACAGCACGUUUGAGAUCGUUUAAUUAUGAAGUGAUCGAAAAGUGGGGUUGUGAAUUUGAGACCCAACUUAGUUUUCUAAAAGAUGAAGAGUUAAAUUUCAUAAACAAUCACCCACUUGUACAGAAUGCCCCGUUAAAUCCACGAGAUGGUUUCUUUGGAGGAAGAACUGGGAAUACAUUUAAUUACUACAGGUGUAAGGAAGGUGAGCAAAUAAAAUACAUUGAUGUAUGUUCACUAUACCCCUGGGUAUGUAAAAAUGGGAAGUUUCCAGUUGGACAUCCAAAAGUUCAUACAAGUAAUGAUGAUAUUUGCUCUAAUAUGCAACUUGAUGGUAUCAAUGGACUCAUUAAAUGUAAAAUUCUACCACCAGAAAACUUAUUUCACCCUGUCUUACCCCAAAAACAGAACAAUAAACUAAUGUUUUCAUUGUGUAGAACCUGCAGCAGUGAAAAAACUAAGGAAAGAGUUUGUACCCAUUCUGAUGAUCAGAGGGCCUUGUUAGGAGUAUGGGUGAUUGACGAAGUAGUAAAAGCUAUUGAAAUGGGUUAUAAGCUACUAACUAUAAUGGAAAUUUGGGAAUACGAUGUAAUCCAAUAUAACCCUACUGCAGGUACUGAAGGAUUAUUUACCUCGAUGAUGAAUAAAUACCUUAAAAUAAAGCAAGAAGCUUCAGGUUGGCCAAAUAUAUGUUUAUCUGAAGAGGAUAAAAACAAAUAUAUUACGGAUUUUCUCGAGAAGGAAAAAAUCAAGUUAGAAUACUCCGAAAUAACAGAUAAUCCUGGCAAGAGAUCACUUGCCAAGCUGAUUUUAAAUUCUUUUUGGGGUAAAUUUGGACAAAGAGAAAAUCAACAAAAAACCUGUAUUAUUAAUAAUCCUUCAGAUUUGUUUAAUUUGCUUACUCAUCCAUCUAUAGAAGUUUCACAAAUUCUACCAAUUAAUGAAAACAAUAUUGUGAUAAGCUUCGAAAUGAAAGAAGAAGCAGUUGAAACUCUAUCAACUGUUAAUGUUUCUAUUGCCGCAUAUACCACAACUCAAGCUCGCCUGAAAUUAUAUAGCUACUUAGAAAAACUUCAGGAAAGAGUUUUGUACUACGACACUGAUUCCGUUAUUUAUGUUUGUCGUCAAGGAGAAUUCGAUCCACCUACUGGAGACUUUAUCGGUGAUAUGACAAACGAACUGGAUUGCUAUGGUCAAGGAAGUUACAUUACCGAAUUUGUAAGUGGUGGACCAAAAAAUUAUUCUUACAAAGUAUACAGCACAAAGGAUAAAAAAGAACACACUGUCUGUAAAGUGAAGGGUAUCUUCCUCAAUUAUGAAUCUUCCCAAAAAAUUAAUUUCGAUUCAAUAAAAGAAGCGGUUUUAAAUUCUUCUAUACAAGAAGAUUCUGAAGAAAGUAUUGUCAUAAAAUCUAAAAAUAUACGACGUACCAUAGAACAUCAGGUAGUUACUGUAGAAGAAGUCAAAACAUAUAAACCAAGAGCUGAAAAACGUCAAUUUUUCGACGAUCACAGUUCUCUGCCGUACGGAUAUAAAAGGAAAAAACCCAACCCACCUUCAUCAUCAUCAUAA